CAAGAAAGUACCGAUAUUUUUAUUUGGUUGGAUUUUGGCAGACAAAAUGUUCCGUAAAAAUUUAGUGGUAAUAAAUUGGAAAUCCGCAGUGUUUCUGGUGCUAUCCGUAAUGCUGGCUAACAUUCGAAUAACCCAAACAUCCGUCAGUUCCAACAAUCCUGAAGUGAUACCAACCAAGCUCGAGAAGUCCAGUACAGACAAUGAUCAAAGAAUACUCACCAUCAACUCUGGGAAUAAAAUCCCUUCCGACACCAGUCACUGCCCGAACGAAACGCUCUGCACGGAUUUACCCAAUUCCUGUCUGCAGUGUAAUUACAAUGCCCAGUGCAUUUACGGAACGGAAAUGACAGUGCUCUGUUCGGCAAAACUUUCCGUCAAUUGUCAUCCGGGAGAUCACGAGGUUAAAAGGAAAACAAUUUGCCGUUAUUGUUAUCAAACGGAGCGAUGGGAGCAGAUCUGCGAGCACAAGGGAGGCUGCAACUCGAUCGAUGCUCAGUACAAAACGAACUGUACCGUGCGGCCGGAAAUCCUGUGUAUGGGUCAUAGGACGUUUAUGAGGAAGGUUCCCUGCAACUGGACCCAGGGCUACCGUUGGUCAACCACGUUGAUCUUGAGCAUUACUCUGGGUGGAUUCGGAGUGGAUCGGUUCUUCCUGGGACAUUGGCAGGAAGGUAUCGGAAAACUGUUCAGCUUCGGAGGGCUGGGUGUUUGGACACUGAUCGAUGUGUUGCUGAUUUCGCUGCAUUAUCUUGGACCUGCCGAUGGUUCCUUGUACAUUUGAAAAUGAUGUAAAAUUAUUGCGAAUAGCAGCACUGAUCGAUUAUUGUGAUAAUAAAAUAAGGUAGUUGAUUUAAAACAUA
This is a messenger RNA of Uranotaenia lowii, 860 nucleotides long. It is a transcript of the gene amx, whose product is annotated as TM2 domain-containing protein almondex. The transcript is spliced from 4 exons. The record is from RefSeq and is a predicted model, not a curated record. The coding region runs from base 47 to 781 and encodes 244 amino acids. NCBI's taxonomy places the organism in Eukaryota, Metazoa, Arthropoda, Insecta, Diptera, Culicidae.